AGUCUCUCUCUCUCUCUCUUGGAGUAAGGUACCUGGAGUUCAGGGACCCCAGCCGGUGACAAUGACAGCUGAUGAGUUGGUUUUCUUUGUGAAUGGUAGAAAGGUAGUGGAGAAAAAUGCAGAUCCAGAAACAACGCUUUUGGCCUACCUGAGGAGAAAGUUGGGGCUGAGCGGGACCAAGCUUGGCUGUGGAGAAGGGGGCUGUGGUGCUUGCACGGUGAUGCUGUCCAAGUAUGAUCAUCUCCAGAACAAGAUUGUCCACUUUUCAGCCAAUGCCUGCUUGGCACCCAUCUGUUCCUUGCACCAUGUUGCUGUGACAACUGUGGAAGGCAUAGGAAGCACCAAGACCAGGCUGCACCCUGUGCAGGAGAGAAUUGCCAAGAGCCAUGGCUCCCAGUGUGGAUUUUGCACCCCUGGCAUCGUCAUGAGUAUGUACACGCUGCUCCGGAACCAGCCUGAGCCUACGAUUGAGGAAAUUGAGAACGCCUUCCAAGGAAACUUGUGCCGCUGUACAGGCUACAGACCCAUCCUCCAGGGUUUCCGGACCUUUGCCCAGGAUGGGGGGUGCUGUGGAGGAAGUGGGGACAACCCAAACUGCUGCAUGAACCAGAGGAAAGAGCAGAGGGUCACUCUCUCGCCAUCCUUGUUCAAACCAGAGGAGUUCGCACCCCUGGAUCCCACCCAGGAGCCCAUCUUCCCCCCUGAGCUGCUGAGACUCAAGGACACUCCUCGGAGGCAGCUGCGUUUUGAAGGGGAGCGUGUGACCUGGAUCCAGGCCUCAACCUUGGGGGAGCUGCUGGACCUCAAAGCUCAGCACCCUGAUGCCAAGCUGGUGGUGGGGAACACGGAGAUCGGCAUUGAGAUGAAGUUUAAGAACAUGCUGUUUCCCAUGAUUGUCUGCCCGGCCUGGAUUCCUGAGCUGAACUCUGUGGAGCAUGGGCCUGAGGGUAUCACCUUUGGAGCCGCUUGCCCCCUGAGCUCCGUGGAAAAGACCCUGGUUGAUGCGGUCGCUAAGCUGCCUGUCCAGAAAACAGAGGUGUUCAGGGGCGUCCUGGAGCAGCUACGCUGGUUUGCUGGGAAGCAGGUCAAGUCGGUGGCGUCCAUUGGAGGGAACAUUAUCACUGCCAGCCCUAUCUCCGACCUCAACCCUGUGUUCAUGGCCAGUGGAGCCAAGCUGACCCUUGUGUCCAGAGGCACCAGGAGAACAGUUCGGAUGGACCACACCUUCUUCCCUGGCUAUCGAAGGACCCUGCUGAACCCAGAGGAGAUCCUGCUCUCCAUAGAGAUCCCCUAUAGCAGGGAGGGUGAGUUUUUCUCAGCCUUCAAGCAGGCCUCCCGCAGGGAAGACGACAUUGCCAAGGUCACCUGUGGCAUGCGAGUGCUCUUCAAGCCAGGGAGCAUGGAGGUGAAGGAGCUGGCCCUUUGCUACGGAGGGAUGGCUAACAGAACCAUCUCGGCCCUCAAGACCACUCAGAGGCAGAUAGCCAAGUCCUGGGGCCCUGAGCUACUGCAGGAGGUGUGCGCGGGCCUGGCCGACGAGCUGCAGCUGCCCGCCGACGCCCCGGGCGGCAUGGUGGAGUUCCGGCGCACGCUCAGCCUCAGCUUCUUCUUCAAGUUCUACCUGACCGUGCUGCAGAAGCUGGGCGGGGAGAACCCUGACGACAAAUGCAGCCUCCUGGACCCCACCUUCGCCAGUGCUACCUUACUUUUCCAGAAAGACCCUCCAGCCAACGUCCAGCUCUUCCAAGAGGUGCCCAAGGGCCAGUCUGAGGAGGACAUGGUGGGCAGGCCUUUGCCCCACCUGGCCGCGGGCAUGCAGGCCUCCGGGGAGGCCGUGUACUGUGACGACAUCCCUCGGUACGAGAACGAGCUGUCCCUCCGGCUGGUCACUAGCACGCGGGCCCACGCCAAGAUCAAGUCCAUAGACAUUUCAGUGGCCAAAAAGGUGCCAGGGUUUGUUUGCUUCCUCUCGGCUGCUGAUAUUCCUGGGAGUAACGUAACUGGACUUUGUAAUGAUGAAACAGUUUUUGCACAGGAUAAGGUCACGUGUGUUGGGCACAUCAUUGGUGCUGUGGUCACUGAUACCCCGGAACACGCACAGAGAGCUGCUCAGGGGGUGAAAAUCACCUAUGAAGACCUUCCAGCCAUUAUCACGAUUGAGGAUGCUAUAAAGAACGAAUCCUUUUAUGGGCCUGAGCUGAAGAUUGAGAAAGGAGACCUCAAGAAGGGGUUUUCCGAAGCCGAUAACGUUGUCUCAGGAGAGUUGUACAUCGGUGGCCAAGAGCACUUCUACCUGGAGACUCACUGCACCAUUGCUGUCCCGAAAGGCGAAGCAGGGGAGAUGGAGCUCUUUGUGUCCACACAGAACACCAUGAAGACCCAGAGCUUUGUCGCAAAUAUGUUAGGAGUUCCAGCAAAUCGGAUCGUGGUCCGAGUGAAGAGAAUGGGAGGGGGCUUUGGAGGGAAGGAGACCCGGAGCACUGUUGUGUCCACAGCAGUGGCCCUGGCUGCAUACAAGACUGGACGCCCUGUGCGCUGCAUGCUGGACCGUGAUGAAGACAUGCUCAUAACUGGUGGCAGACAUCCUUUCCUGGCCAGAUACAAGGUGGGUUUCAUGAAGACGGGGAAGGUUGUGGCUCUGGAGGUGGAACACUUCAGCAAUGCAGGGAACACCCAGGAUCUCUCUCAAGGUAUCAUGGAACGAGCUCUAUUCCACAUGGACAACUGCUAUAAAAUCCCCAACAUCCGGGGCACUGGGCGGCUGUGCAAGACCAACCUGCCCUCCAACACAGCCUUCCGGGGCUUUGGAGGGCCCCAGGGGAUGCUCAUUGCCGAGUACUGGAUGAGUGAAGUCGCCACGACCUGUGGGCUGCCAGCAGAGGAUGUGCGGAGGAAGAACAUGUACAAAGAAGGGGACCUGACACACUUCAACCAGAAGCUGGAGGGCUUCACCUUGCCCAGGUGCUGGGAUGAAUGCCUGGCAAGCUCUCAGUUUGAGGCGCGGAAGAGUGAGGUUGACAAGUUUAACAAGGAGAAUUGUUGGAAAAAGAGAGGACUGAGCAUCAUCCCAACCAAAUUUGGAAUAAGCUUCACGGUUCCUUUUCUGAAUCAGGCCGGAGCCCUGGUUCAUGUGUACACGGAUGGCUCUGUGCUCCUGACUCAUGGGGGCACCGAAAUGGGCCAAGGCCUUCACACCAAGAUGGUGCAGGUGGCCAGCAGGGCCCUGAAGAUUCCCACCUCCAAGAUCUAUAUCAGCGAGACGAGCACCAGCACGGUGCCCAACACCUCUCCCACAGCGGCGUCCGUCAGCGCUGACAUCAAUGGACAGGCGGUCUAUGAGGCUUGUCAGACCAUCCUGAAAAGGCUGGAACCCUUCAAGAAGAAGAAUCCCAGUGGCUCCUGGGAAGACUGGGUCACAGCUGCCUACCUGGAUGCCGUGAGCUUGUCUGCUACUGGGUUUUAUAAAACACCCAACCUGGGCUACAGCUUUGAGACAAACUCGGGGAAUCCCUUCCACUACUUCACCUAUGGGGUGGCCUGCUCGGAAGUGGAAAUUGACUGCUUAACAGGAGAUCAUAAGAACCUCCGCACCGACAUCGUCAUGGACGUUGGCUCCAGUCUGAACCCUGCCAUUGACAUUGGACAGGUGGAGGGGGCUUUCGUCCAGGGCCUGGGCCUCUUCACCCUGGAGGAGCUGCACUACUCCCCCGAGGGGAGCCUGCAUACCCGUGGGCCCAGCACCUACAAGAUCCCUGCCUUUGGCAGCAUCCCCAUUGAGUUCCGGGUGUCCCUGCUCCGUGACUGCCCCAACAAGAAAGCCAUCUACGCUUCCAAGGCUGUCGGUGAGCCGCCCCUCUUCCUGGCCGCCUCCAUCUUCUUCGCCAUCAAGGACGCCAUCCGCGCAGCACGAAGCCAGCACACAGAUUACAACACGAAGCCGCUCUUCCGGCUGGACAGCCCUGCCACCCCGGAGAAGAUCCGCAAUGCCUGUGUGGACCAGUUCACCACCCUGUGUGUCACUGGGGAAGUGGAAAACUGCAAACCCUGGGCUCAGAGGGUCUGAGGACAAGUCCCCAGUGGCGUGUUCUCCUGCUCCGGGGGGGGUGUCCCCGUGCCGCAGAGCAUGGGCCUCUGGAAGCUGCAGGAUGACAAGGCUGUGACGCAGCAAGACAGCAUUUGGAAGCAAAUGGAAUGCUCUGGAAGCUAUUGAUUGACAAAGAUGAUUUGCAAA
Molecule: messenger RNA, 4231 nt
Organism: Oryctolagus cuniculus (rabbit)
Lineage: Eukaryota; Metazoa; Chordata; Mammalia; Lagomorpha; Leporidae
Gene: XDH
Product: xanthine dehydrogenase
Molecular function (GO): iron ion binding; xanthine dehydrogenase activity; FAD binding
Source: RefSeq, marked provisional